Messenger RNA from Lemur catta (Ring-tailed lemur), 2072 nucleotides. RefSeq names its product exonuclease 5 (gene EXO5). Gene Ontology annotation, molecular function: single-stranded DNA 5'-3' DNA exonuclease activity. The transcript has 4 exons. NCBI's taxonomy places the organism in Eukaryota, Metazoa, Chordata, Mammalia, Primates, Lemuridae. The record is from RefSeq and is a predicted model, not a curated record. Gene Ontology annotation, cellular component: nucleus. Gene Ontology annotation, biological process: interstrand cross-link repair. The coding region runs from base 592 to 1713 and encodes 373 amino acids.
UGGGCGGCCGCUGGGUUUUGUGGGACUGGGCUCUGGACAACUCUUUGCAGCGGGUGGGGUGACAGUCGGCUGUAGCUGCGCGCUCUGCCCAGCCUCCUCAAACUCUUCGCGGGAAGCGUCUGGGAACAGCUCCGAGGCCGCAGCGAAACCAGGUGGAGACGGGGGUUCGGAGGAGUAUCUGAGGGAACAGAGAUUGGAUCAAAUAACUGCAUCCAGAGUAUGGGGAAAAUGACAAAAUCAUGGAGAGUUUGCCCCAGGAGAGAGGCAAGUGUUAGGAUUUGAGGUGGGCAAUAGUCUGUGAAGUGUGGGUGGAUCAGAGAGGAGAAAACACUACAACGUAAGGGAAUGAUCAGGUGAGAAAGGACCAAAAGCCCCAAAUUUACCAUAGUAAAGACCCAAGUUGCUAAUCUAGGUUCUCUGAUGCACAGUUGGUCUUUCAGAGCUUCUUUCUCUGCCCCUAGCCUUGUCAUUUCAGCAUUCUGGCCUUCCCUGUGAGGAGGAAAAUCAAGUGAGGCCCAGGAAAGUCUCAGCCACACAUCUGAGUAAACUGUCCAUCCUUAGUGUAUUGUUUUCUUCUUUUAGAGCUGUGCCAUGGCAGAGACUGGGGAAGAGGAGACAGUAUCAACAGAAGCCUCAGGCUUCUCAGACUUGAGUGACUCAGAGUUUUUGGAGUUUUUGGACCUAGAAGAUGCCCAAGAGUCAAGUGCUUCACUUAGCAAGUCUGGCCCUUCUACUGAGCCCCCUGGGAAGGAUGACAAGCCUGUAAGCUUACAAAACUGGAAAAGAGGAUUGGAUGUCUCAUCGCCUAUGGAGAGAUUCCACCUUAAAUAUUUAUAUGUCACUGACCUGUCUACUCAGAACUGGUGUGAACUACAAACUGCAUAUGGGAAGGAGCUUCCUGGUUUCUUGGUACCUGAGAAGGCAGCUGUUUUGGACACUGGUGCCAGCAUCCACCUAGCUAGAGAACUGGAACUUCAUGAUCUUGUGACUAUUCCCAUUACCACUAAAGAAGAUGCCUGGGCAAUUAAGUUUCUGAACAUACUAUCAAUGAUUCCUACCCUGCAGUCAGGAGGGCGCAUCAGAGAAUUUCCAGUGUUUGGGGAAGUGGAGGGUGUGCUUCUUGUUGGAGUGAUUGAUGAGCUGCACUAUACAGCAAAAGGGGAACUGGAACUGGCUGAACUCAAGACACGCAGGCACCCUGUACUCCCUCUAGAAGCUCAGAAAAAGAAAGACUGUUUUCAAGUUAGCCUAUACAAAUAUAUCUUUGAUGCCAUGGUACAAGGGAAAGUGACCCCUGCUAGCUUAAUCCACCAUACAAAAUUGUGUCCAGAAAAGCCACUGGGGCCUUCAGUGCUAAGGCAUGCCCAGCAGGGAGGCUUCUCUGUGAAGUCUUUGGGUGACCUCAUGGAACUGGUCUUCUUGUCUCUAACACUGUCAGACCUCCCCGUUAUUGAUAUCCUGAAGAUUGAGUAUAUCCACCAAGAGACUGCCACUGUGCUAGGUACAGAGACUGUAACCUUUGAAGAGAAAGAGGUGAGGGGCAAGGUGCAGCAUUAUAUGGCCUAUUGGAUGGGACACCGAGAACCUCAAGGGGUCGAUGUGGAGGAGGCUUGGAAGUGCCGGACAUGCAACUAUGCAGACAUUUGUGAGUGGAGGAAGGGUGGUGGAGUGCUCAGCUCCACACUGAAGCCUCAGGCCAAAAAACCCAAAUGAAUAGAAGGUAUGCUUUCAGGAAUGUUGAUCGUUCCUGUGCCUAAUAUAUUAAUACCUAAGUUAAAGGACGAGUCUCUGGCUUUCAUAGAGUGUGUUCUUAUUUUGGUUCUUUUUUUAUUUCUACAACCUCUAACAACAUUCAUAUCCAGGACCAAGGCUCAAGAAUGAGUGGGAGCAAUACACCGUGGAGCUUUGCCAUGAAUUGCCAAGAAGAUUGAUGGUCAUCGUGGCUGGAACAAAAAUACUCUUCAGCAAACAUUGCUUUCCUCAGAAAAUUCUUUGGUUUCUGAUGUCUUCCCUAUUUUUUCUUAAUCAAGGAUUUCUACAUUUUACAUAAUAAAAUGAAAUGAAAUGCUGUC